AUGGAGGGCAGUCUCCAAUCAGAGGAAUCCGCCAACAAGCUGGCAGAGUUGUCAGGUAUCGUGCCGCCCGAAAUGGACUACCAGCAGCUGAUUGACGUCGGGUUGAGCGAGGACUUCGCCAGCUUCGAGCGCCGGCUCGUGGCUGCUGCGCAGGCCAUGGGCUUUCCGAUCAUCUCGGGGGUCCUGAUGCGCGGCGUGCUGCAGGAUGCCGACGUGCAGAUCACGUCGGUCGGCAACACGCCGGAAGGCUAUGUGGCCGUGGCCAAGGACCUGGGCGAAACGCGCAAGGACCCGGUCAUGGUCAAGCUCAUGACGCAGGCCGUGCCCAUCGUCUACGACCAGAAGACCUACAUCGCCGCCGGUGCUGGCGACAUCUGGGAGGCGCAGGCCGCCUUCGGCUUCAAGACAGGCAUUGCGGUGAAGUUGCACCUUCCGGGCGACAAGCAUUUCCUGCUGGGCGUGGACCGGGAAGAUCCGCUGCCCGAACCCGGUGGCCAGCUGAUGCAGAUGGUGGCGGGCCUGCAACUGCUGGCCGCUCAUGCACUGACCGCCGCGGACCGGCUGCUCGGCCCCCGCCUGAGCAAAGGAGACCUGCCCAAGCUCACGCGCCGCGAGCUGGACGUGCUGAGCUGGACGGCGCAGGGCAAGACGGCGUGGGAGGUCAGCGUCAUCCUCGGCAUGAGCGAGAAGACGGUGAACUUCCAUCUCGGCAACGCGAUGCGCAAGCUGCAGGUGAGCUCCAAGCACCAGGCGGUGCUGAAGUGCGUCGCGGCAGGGGUUUUCUAG
Ostertagia ostertagi is the source of this 786-nucleotide messenger RNA. Lineage: Eukaryota; Metazoa; Nematoda; Chromadorea; Rhabditida; Trichostrongylidae. The record is from the annotation of a GenBank genome assembly.